AUCCUGCACAGUCACAAGAUUAAGGAAAUCGUAGCAAAGUCCAACAUUUCCCCAUUACAUUCAGAAAACCCAAAAGAGAGGAGCUCAAGAACCCCCCAACACAACGUAAUGGGAGCCCAGAGAAUCCCCAAUUUUGAUAUCAUAAGCAGAGGAAACGCACUAUGCACGAUUCCAGUGGCUAUACCAGAAGUUCCAAACAUCAGUCAUAGCAAGAAGUUUCUUUUCGUGGCCGCUUUCGAACUUCAGGAAUCCUUACAAGAAUUGUUCAUCUGUCUUGUGAAUCUUCACCAGGACCAAACCCGAUUUAGGCCUGUAACUGAACUCGAUUCUGUCUCCAAUCGCCACGCCAUUAGCAGCCGCCAAGGCCUGCCAGCCACCACUGAAUCGUUUCUGAAGGCCCUUCCCUCCUGAGAUUACACGAACUGCCCACACUUUCCCACUUGAGUCCUGAAGUUGUGCAGUUUCCUUCAGUGACAGCUUCGUGGUUUCAGAAAAUCUCACCGGCCACAAAAUUACAACGUUCAUUGUGCUUCUUGUAAACCAUUUCGAAGGAAUCAGCCAAUCCUGGAGGAACGUUGUUGACAGAAGAAUGGCCUUUUCUCAGUUUGCUGGACUCUGCCUUCAUUAAUGGAGCUCCUCGCUUCCCUUUCAAACCUGUGUUUCCCCCC
Linum tenue is the source of this 668-nucleotide messenger RNA. The record is from the annotation of a GenBank genome assembly. Lineage: Eukaryota; Viridiplantae; Streptophyta; Magnoliopsida; Malpighiales; Linaceae.